Messenger RNA from Malus domestica (apple), 540 nucleotides. The record is from RefSeq and is a predicted model, not a curated record. Lineage: Eukaryota; Viridiplantae; Streptophyta; Magnoliopsida; Rosales; Rosaceae.
AUGGGUCUUGCCGGAGUUAUUCCUCCGCAUCUAGGCAACCUCUCAUUUCUCGUUGCGUUGGGCCUUACAAAUAAUAGUUUUCAUGGUCCCCUACCCCAAGAACUAUCUCGUUUGCGCCGGUUGAAGGCGAUUCACUUUGAAAACAAUAACUUUAUGGGAACCAUUCCUUCGUGGUUUGGGUCCUUCCCUAUACUUCAAAUCUUCACAUUGUAUGGUAAUCGCUUCUCUGGUUUCAUACCCGCUGCUAUCUUCAACUUAUCUGCACUUGAAAUAAUUGAUCUGAGCAACAACCAACUAUCGGAACUUCCGAACGAGAUAGGCAGUUUAGGUCAGUUGGAGGAGUUGUUUGUGCAGGACAAUGCCCUAAAAAGCUCUGCUCUUGUCCCCGUCCUCAACAUAUCUUCUUUGACUACUUUCACUCUGUUCGGAAACAACAUGAGUGGCAGUCUUCCGGACAAUAUGUGUGAGCAUCUUUCUAGUGUUCGACAAUUUUCUUUGGCUCAAAACCAGCUUGACGGUAAUAAAUUUAGAACUGUUUGA